GGCAGCUUGCCGCUGCAGAAACACGGCGAGACGGCAGUACACCGCUGUUGCAUUGCCGUUGCAGCAUCUGUAAUGAAACGGUAAAAGGAGAAAAAAAGUGAAAAGGGUGAGCUGGCCCAAAAGGAUCCUCGCCUUGCCGGACACGUGGGCCCCGCUCCGUUCGUUCCACUACGGGCCAGACCGGUACGGUGGCUGAGGCUGUCGCAGCCGGCCCCCGGCCCGGCGAUGCCUCCGUUGACGGCCCAGAUGCGAUCGCGGCCGCGAACCGCAGAGAGAGAGAGAGAGAGAGAGACGGCGAGACCUUUGUCUCUUGCCUUGCCCACGGACGCGACCCGAGCACCCCGGGUUGGACGCGUCCACAGCAACGUCUCUAUGGCGUGUGGGCCAGGGAUACCGUUGGGCCCACGCGGCUAUUAUGAUAAGCGCGGUUGUCAUUAUCCUCGGCGUGAGCGUGAGGGCGCCUCCGUCGCCUUCGUCUUCUCCAAUCUCCACACACACUCCCACUGCGCAAAGCGAGCGGGCGGGCGGGCAACCAACCAACCAACCCCACUCGCCUCCCUCUCCCUCGCCGUUGCCGCCGAGCACCGCGCCGCGGGGUCCCCGUCGCCAUGGAGAGCGCCCACAAGAGCGGAGGCGGAAGCGCGCCCGGAGCGGGAGCCGGAGGGGAGGGCGUCCUGUGCCACGCGUGCGGGUACCAGUACCCGAACGGGCACCCGAGCGCCAAGCAGCGGCGCGCGCACCGGAAGCACUGCGGCAAGCCGGCGUCCGCCGCGGCGGCGGCGGAGGGCUCCGGGGAGCACGAGGCCAGCGAGCUGCUUCUAGGUGAGGUCGGAGCCGGCGCGGCGGAAUGCGGCGGCGGUUCGCCUGGAUCUGCGCACGAGCACGGGGACGCGGCGGAGGGAGGGGACAGCGCAGGUGCAUAUCCUUCAGGUAAUGGUGCUGGGCAUCGAGUCGUUGGAGACACAUCUGCUGAAGAUUGCCUCAUCAGUGGCAGUAGCGUUCUUUCUGAAAUCACAUCUGAGUCCAGCAGGACUGAUGAUGGUACUCUGACUACAGUGGCUACACAGUACUCUGAAAAAGGAUCAUCUACUGAGGAUGGGGAUCCAUCUGAUCCAGCAGUUGGUUCUGAACAGAUCCAGGACGUUCCUACGUCUGUUGUUCCAGCAGAGCCUGAAGACCGUGCUAAAUUCAGUUCUGAAAUCUCUGAAUCUGAAAUACAGAACCCGAGUAUUGUGCGUCCGGAAUCAGACGCAGCUGGAGGUGGAACUUCUGAACUGACGGAUGAUGUAGCCAGACAGCAGGAUGAGGUUGCCGUGACUGGGGAAGAUGCUGUGUUCGACGCCAUAGAUGGAAGCAAAUCUAGUGAAAGGAAUUCUGUGCAAGGUGAUGAGCUUAAUCUCUCCUGUCAAGAUAUACUACAAACGGAGACUGGUGGGGGGCACAGUAGCACUGUAGUGGAGGAAGAUUCAGGUAGCAAGGAUCCUACUGCAAGUGACGGCCAAGAAAUCCUGAUCGAAGAAACUGAACCAAAUCAGCAGAGCAAGCAUGCGUUAACUGGCUCAUUUGAGAAAGUCCCUGACAUUGAGUCUGUUGGGUCUUCUGCUGAGAAAUCUGUCGGUACAGGUGAUGACUUGCUUCAAUCUGGUAAAGGUGCUUGCCACUCAGAAAUACCAGUCGAUAUCAUAGCUCAGCUGCAACUUGACCCUACCUCUGGAACGGCAGAUCAUCCGGCAAUCUCCAAAGGGGCAGACAAUUUUGAAGGACAACAUUAUCAUACAACAGAUGAAAGCAUCGGAGCAAUACCAAGUACAUUUGAACCUGCUGUUGGUGCCAAAGUUGUAUCAGUUGAUGUCACUGCUGACCUUACAGAGGAUGUUUGUUCGUCUGACAUAACAAUAGAUGACGGCAUGCAGGAAAAUGUGACAAGUGGUACUAUUGUACCAUCUCAAGUUGAUAUACUGGAUUCGAGUCCUUCCGCUACAGCACAUGAAGUCAACAUUGUCGGUAGCAUAAACGAUGAUGACGAAAAGAGUCAGGAUGGAAAAAGCAGUGCAGAUCUUGCUUCAUACGAGGUAAAAGAGAUGGUUGUCAAGGAUAACUUUGAAGAAAAGCAGCAGACCAAAGAGGUCAUUGUAGAUCCCACUCCACAUGAAGCCAACAACUUUCCCAGUACCGAUAAUCACGAGGAAAAUGAGCAGAACAAAGAAAUUGUUGCAGACACCACUUCACACAAGAUAAGUGCUGUACAAAGCAUGGGUAGUACUGAAGAAAAGGAACAUAUUGAAGAUUUCAUUGCGAAACUGGCUUCUGAAGAGAUCAUUUUUACAAGUAACAGAGAUAUUGUCGAGCAGCAGGAUGAGACUGAUAUGAAAACAAACUAUGAAAUAGACAGGGCACGCAACUUAGAAGCUACUGAAGAAAUUGCUGCUGGUGGUGAGAGUAACACGGGAACCAUCACAGAUGUUGUUGAAGACAAAUUCCCUAAUGAAGAAAUUACUUUAGGCACUAUCUCUCUUAACAUGGCAGACAGCAGCGUUAAGGAGGAAAAGAUGCAUGACGAAGAAGUGAACGAGGAUCUAGAUUCUCGUGAUGAUAUUAUGGUACAUGGUCCUGAUAAUGUCAAAGAGAAGAUGUGUGAGGAGACCAUGUCAGGUCCCACCUUAGACAAGUUCAGUUUGCCUACAUCUACUGACAGUCCUGAAGAGGGUAAUAAGGACGAAAGCACGCGUGCAGACCCUAUGUCGCACGAGACCAAUGUGGCGCAAACCAGCGAUGGUGCUGAUGAAGAGAAGAAGAUCAGGGAGCUUGCUGUUGACCCUACUUCCAGCAUUGGUACCAUGGGCAACAUAGGCAACGCUGAAGACAAGAAGCCGAGUGAAGAAACUACAACAGAUCCUAGACCUGUUGAGAACACCACAACACAAGGCACAGAGGACGCGACAGAUCCUAAACCUGUUGAGAACACCACACCACAAGGCACAGAAGACGCGGAUAGCAGCAAGCAGAAUGAAAACACUGCGAGCGUAGGUGGCGUUGAAGGCAAGAAGCAGGGUGAAGAAACUACAGCGGAUCCUAGAUCCGUCGAAAACACCACAGUUGAAGGCAAGAAGCAGGGUGAAGAAACUACAGCGGAUCCUAGAUCCGUCGAAAACACCACAGCACAGGGCACAGAGGAUGCAGAAAGCAGCAAGCAGAAUGAGAACACAAAUGUCAUGGAAGAAGAAAGGGUGACGGUGGAAGAUACAACCUCAAGGGAGAUCAGCGCCAUAGAAAGCACAGAUGACCUGAAGGGCAAGGCUACCAACGAGAACGAAGAGAUAGCCGACAAGGAAAUGGUCACCGACUCAGACAAGAACCAUGUCUCGCUGAAGGUCCUCCUCGCGGACAAGAACGUGGAAGCGAAAGAGAAGGAGAAGAAGGCGACUAGCGCCAAGGACCGGGUGCUGUCGUUCAGGCGCCGGGUAUCCAAGGACAACGUGUCGCCGCCGGUGAAGCCAGGCUCGCCAACCAAAGACAAAGAUGGCUCAGGGCAGCAGGACUGGAACUCCCCGGCCAGGUUGCCCGUCGAGAAGAAACCCAAGGGGAGGAAACAGCAAUGGGUACCGUUUAUUUGCUGCUCGUCGGUACAGUAAUCCGUUUGCCAGCAUCAGCUUGGGGCAUCCAUUGUUGUGUUUGUACUUGUACGCUGAUGGUAGUAGAUUGAGUAGGACCUUCGUUCCAGGAUUGGACCUUGGCAGCUUUGCUACUCUACUUGGAUUGUGAACCCGGCUCUGCCGUUUUUGUAUGUUAUAAAUAUCUGCCUUGAUGGA
This is a messenger RNA of Zea mays, 3809 nucleotides long. RefSeq names its product protein FYV8. NCBI's taxonomy places the organism in Eukaryota, Viridiplantae, Streptophyta, Magnoliopsida, Poales, Poaceae. Bases 609 to 3632 code for a protein of 1007 amino acids. The record is from RefSeq and is a predicted model, not a curated record. The transcript is spliced from 5 exons.